AUGGUGCCAGACGAAGCCAUAGGAGAUGCCAUGGGUAGUCCUAUUGCCAAUGGAGUGUGUGGGAAAGGUGGCACUAGAGGGCAAGAUGCAGACAUGUUGGGCGAUGCCAAUGUACUUGGGGCUAGAGGCGACCCCACAAGCUCUGGUCUGGGUGACGUUGCUGGCACAGGUAGGGAGUUGGGUGACAACGCUGGGAAGCUCGGCGAUGACACUGGGUAG
Molecule: messenger RNA, 219 nt
Organism: Ilex paraguariensis (yerba mate)
Lineage: Eukaryota; Viridiplantae; Streptophyta; Magnoliopsida; Aquifoliales; Aquifoliaceae
Source: the annotation of a GenBank genome assembly